Messenger RNA from Brassica rapa (field mustard), 1394 nucleotides. RefSeq names its product serine/threonine-protein phosphatase PP2A-4 catalytic subunit. NCBI's taxonomy places the organism in Eukaryota, Viridiplantae, Streptophyta, Magnoliopsida, Brassicales, Brassicaceae. The record is from RefSeq and is a predicted model, not a curated record. Gene Ontology annotation, molecular function: protein serine/threonine phosphatase activity.
AACCACCACUCGCCUCUGUCCCUCACGCGCCCCCCUCUCAUAUCGAAUUCCUCUCCACUCUGCGAGAGAGAGAGAGAGAAAGGCGAAGAAAACGCAGGAUCCAUCCAUCCAUCCAUCCAAUUUAGGGUUAGGCCCUGCCCCUAAUCUCUUUCCCCGAUCCAAGACGAAAACAUGGGCGCGAAUUCGAUUCCGACGGACGCAACCCUCGAUCUUGACGAGCAGAUCUCCCAGCUCAUGCAGUGCAAGCCCCUCUCCGAGCAACAGGUUAGAGCAUUAUGCGAGAAAGCUAAGGAGAUUUUGAUGGAUGAAAGCAACGUUCAGCCUGUCAAAAGUCCAGUGACAAUCUGUGGUGAUAUUCAUGGACAAUUCCAUGAUCUCGCAGAGCUUUUCCGUAUUGGAGGAAUGUGCCCCGAUACCAACUAUCUAUUUAUGGGAGACUAUGUCGACCGUGGAUAUUAUUCUGUCGAAACUGUUACGCUGUUAGUUGGCUUGAAAGUACGGUAUCCUCAGCGAAUCACCAUUCUUAGAGGAAACCAUGAAAGUCGUCAGAUUACUCAGGUUUAUGGAUUUUAUGAUGAAUGCCUGCGAAAGUAUGGCAAUGCGAAUGUUUGGAAGAUCUUUACUGACCUCUUUGAUUAUUUCCCACUGACAGCCUUGGUUGAGUCAGAAAUAUUCUGCCUUCACGGUGGAUUGUCACCGUCUAUCGAGACCCUUGACAACAUUAGGAACUUUGAUAGAGUUCAAGAAGUUCCACAUGAAGGGCCGAUGUGUGACUUGUUAUGGUCUGAUCCUGAUGACAGAUGUGGCUGGGGGAUCUCUCCUCGUGGUGCUGGAUAUACAUUUGGUCAGGACAUCUCCGAACAAUUCAACCACAGCAACAGCUUAAAACUGAUUGCUCGAGCGCAUCAGCUGGUUAUGGACGGAUUCAACUGGGCACACGAGCAAAAGGUGGUUACUAUUUUUAGUGCACCAAACUAUUGCUAUCGCUGUGGAAACAUGGCCUCCAUUCUCGAGGUCGAUGACUGUAGGAACCACACCUUCAUACAGUUUGAACCAGCCCCAAGGAGAGGAGAACCAGAUGUGACCCGAAGGACACCUGACUACUUCCUUUGAACACAGUCACCUCCUCUCAGCUGCGAAGUCCGGUUGCUAGUUUUUGAAGAUCUCUGCUUAUUUGAUUUGGUGCAACGCAUCUGUGUUCCAGGUUGCUUCUCUUGAAAAUCGAUUUGAGCUCCUCCCUUCGAAUAGUGUAAUAUAGGCAACUGAGGUCAAUGAACUUUAAAACCCCUAUGAAUGUUUGUGUUUGGUUGAUAUGAUUCAGCUCCCUUCUGCAUCAGAAUCUGUUGCAUGUGAGAUAUUAUUAUUUUGAUUUAUUACCAUUAUUUUCCCUUGAA